CAACCAAGGUUGAGAGAAAAACGGUAAAGAUGUAGAUGGAUGCUGCAUUUAGUGUUUGUUCCACAAGAUCCUCCAGGCACCUGCUUCACCGGAAAUUAACAUCAACUAACUCUCCAUGGAUGAUUUGUCCAAGAAAGUAUCUCUCUAUACUUUUAGAUUUGGGUCUUAGCCACCUGUUUUGACCGACUCUUUGAACAUGAGGCAAGGGUAGUUCUUAAGCAAAACCACAGUGGAUUCAGGGAUUUUUGCCCACAGUAGCAUAAGAGGACCUGGACAGAGGCAAGUAUAGGGCCAUAGGAGUGCUCCCAGCAGGAGUGCUCCCAGCAGGAGUGCUCCAGCAGAGGAAAGGUGUACCUGUGAGCGGUACUUGUUCUGAGGAGGAAGGUGGUCAAACCAUGGGAGGUGGGGUGGGAAGACUUAGUCCUGAAGGGAGUACACCCUCAGGGCACAUUGUAGGUGCUCAGCCUAAAGCCGUGGCCUCGAAGAUCGCGUUUCAGGGUGGUCCAAUCGAAACUUCAAACUCCUUUUCCUGGCUACCAAGUUUCAACAAAACCUCUGCGUCUUUGCCAAGGGUAUGAUCACUUCCACUGAAAAGCACGCCCCCAUCCGAGGCCAUUCCACUCCCUCAUCUCCACCGUCUGCUGCUCUUUAAUUGGGUUCCCCUAAAAUUGGGUGGGACAUGAAGCCCUAGCCAAGAGAAACAGGUGGGGCUGUGUUUUUCGAAACUAAUGGGAGACCUAGAUGCCUGCUCCUUAGUGGGGGAGGGACUUGUGUGUGUGUGUGUGGGAAACCCAAACACACUGGUCUAGGUGUGGCUCCCUGGAGGCUGGCUCUCAGAUCCUCUUAAAAGCGGCUUUUCUCCCAGGUCCCUGUAGAGGACCAGCCGAGAUGGGCAAGUACAUGAUCCGGGUGGCCACUGGAGACUCGCUUCUGGCGGGCUCCAGCAACUUGGUGCAGCUGUGGCUGGUGGGCGAGCAUGGGGAAACAGCACUUGGGAAACAGCUGCGACCACUGCGGAGAGGGAACACGGAGUUGGAGAUCGACGUCCCGGUGCAUCUAGGGCGCCUCCUGCUGGUAAAGAUGCACAAACACAAAGGCCUAUUGGAUUCUGACUGGUUCUGCAAGUGGGUCACUGUGCAGGGCCCUGGGACCCAAGGAGAGGUCUACUUCCCCUGCUACAGCUGGGUGCAGAGCAACGAGACUAUCUACCUAGCCGAGGGCACUGCCCUGAAGGUAAACGACGACACUCGGAGCCUGUUUAGGAAGUAUCGAGAGCAGGAGAUGGAGGACCGAAGGAAGGUGUACCGGUGGGGCUCCUGGAAGGAGGGCUUAAUCCUGCCUAUAGCAGGGAAUACACAGUGGGACCUCCCCAGGAACCAGAGAUUCAUGGAGGAUAAGGAUUUAGAUUUUUCCCUCUCUCUGGCCAAAGUGCUGAAGGAUUUUGCCAUUAAGGGGACUCUAGAUUUUCUAAGUCGUGUACGAAACCUGGAAGAUUACAAAAGAAUAUUCCCAUGUGGAAAGACUGCUCUGGCUGGGCGGGUUCGUGAGUCCUGGAAGGAGGAUGCCCUCUUUGGGUACCAGUUCCUCAAUGGUGCGAACCCUAUGCUCCUGAGGCGUUCUAAGAGCCUUCCAGGCCGGCUGGUCCUGCCUCCGGAGAUGAAAGACCUACAGAGCCAGCUGGAGAAGGAGCUCCAGGCUGGCUCUCUGUUUGAAGCUGACUUCUCCCUGCUGGAUGGAGUCAAGCCCAACAUCAUCAUUUUUAAGCAGCAGUAUGUGGCAGCCCCUUUGGUGAUGCUGAAGCUGGAGCCUGAUGGAAGCCUCUCGCCCAUGCUCAUCCAGCUCCAGCCUCCCCGACAUGGGUGCUCCCCACCUCUGCUCUUCCUGCCCUCAGACCCUCCCAUGGCCUGGCUCCUGGCCAAGAUCUGGGUUCGAAGCUCUGAUUUCCAGCUGCACCAGUUACAGUCCCAUCUGCUAAGGGGGCAUCUAAUGGCCGAGGUCAUCUCUGUGGCCACAAUGAGGAGCUUACCCAGCCUGCAUCCCAUAUACAAGCUCCUCAUCCCCCACUUCCGCUACACCAUGGAGAUCAACAUCCUGGCACGGAAGAGUCUUGUCUCUGAAUGUGGAAUUUUUGAUCUGGUGGUGAGUACAGGGAGUGGAGGCCACGUGGACAUUCUCCAGAGGGCCACCGCUUGUUUGACUUACCGCUCCUUUUGCCCUCCGGAUGACUUGGCUGACCGUGGGCUCUUGGAUGUGAAAUCUUCUCUGUAUGCCCAGGAUGCCCUCAGGCUGUGGGAAAUCAUCAGCCGGUAUGUGGAAAGGAUGGUUGAGCUUUUCUACAAGAGUGACACAGAUGUGAAGGACGAUCCAGAGCUGCAGGUGUGGUGCAGAGAGAUCACUGAGGUCGGACUUCUGGGCGGCCAGGAGCGGGGGUUCCCCCUGUCCCUAGGGUCCCGGGCUCAGCUGUGCCGGUUUGUUACCAUGUGCAUAUUCACGUGUACUGCUCAGCAUGCUUCCACCCAUCUCGGUCAGCUGGACUGGUAUGCCUGGAUCCCAAAUGGCCCAUGCACCAUGCGGAAGCCCCCACCAACCUCUAAGGAUGUGACAGAGAAGGACAUAGUGAAUGCACUGCCCACUCUCCAGCAGGCACGGUUGCAGAUGACAUUCACCAAGUUCCUUGGCAGACGCCAGCCUGUCAUGGUGGCCCUGGGGCAUCAUAAAGAGGAAUAUUUCUCAGGCCCUGAGCCCCGGGCUGUGCUGAAGCAAUUCCAGGAGGAGCUGGCUGUCAUGGACAAGGAGAUUGAGGUCCGGAAUGCAGGCCUGGAUCUGCCCUAUGAGUACCUCCGGCCCAGCGUGGUGGAAAACAGUGUGACCAUCUGAGAGGCCCUGCCCGUCUCAGUCCCAGAGGAGGCCACUGUCUCUGUAUCUUCAUAGUCUUGUCCUCCUUGGCCACCUCCUUUGGUGAAUAGAUAACUGCCCAUCACAGAGUCCUGGGGGAUACACAGCGAUCAUUCCCAUUGCAUUUCAGAAUCUGGAAUGUGCCACAGUUGCCCUAACUCUAUGUCAAUCCAGCUGUGUGCUUCCUUAGCCUGGAACCCGUUACCUGGUAUUGUGUUCCCCAAAAUAUUGUGUACCCUAAUAAACUUAUCUGGGGUCAGAGGACAGAAAAGCCACUAGAUACUUAGUUAGGCAGUGGUAGCACACGCCUUUAAUCCUAGCAUUCCAG
Messenger RNA from Peromyscus maniculatus bairdii (prairie deer mouse), 3223 nucleotides. RefSeq names its product polyunsaturated fatty acid (12S)/(13S)-lipoxygenase, epidermal-type-like. Gene Ontology annotation, molecular function: iron ion binding; protein binding; oxidoreductase activity, acting on single donors with incorporation of molecular oxygen, incorporation of two atoms of oxygen. NCBI's taxonomy places the organism in Eukaryota, Metazoa, Chordata, Mammalia, Rodentia, Cricetidae. Gene Ontology annotation, biological process: lipid oxidation. The record is from RefSeq and is a predicted model, not a curated record.